Molecule: messenger RNA, 1105 nt
Organism: Chenopodium quinoa (quinoa)
Lineage: Eukaryota; Viridiplantae; Streptophyta; Magnoliopsida; Caryophyllales; Amaranthaceae
Product: 4,5-DOPA dioxygenase extradiol-like
Exons: 3
Coding region: 90-932 (280 amino acids)
Molecular function (GO): zinc ion binding; oxidoreductase activity, acting on single donors with incorporation of molecular oxygen; ferrous iron binding
Source: RefSeq, a predicted model, not a curated record
CUAGAGUACUGACUCCAUGAAAUAAGCCACUAGAGAAGUGAUGUCAACAAUCCAACAAUUCAUAACACAUGGUUGCAUAAACUGGAAAGAUGGGUGAAGAAGAAAAGAUCAAAGAAACGUUCUUCAUAACACAUGGUUGCCCAAAGUUGAUUAUAGAGGAGGCACAUCCACUACAUUCAUUCUUUAAAAGUUGGAAAGAAAAAGUCUAUUCUAAGAAGCCUAAGGGUAUUUUGGUCAUUUCAUCUCACUGGAUAACUGAUCAACCUGCUGUAAAUUCUGUUAAUCUCAAUGAUACUAUCUAUGAUUAUGAAGGUGUUACUUACCCUGCUUCCUUGUACCAGGUAAAGUACCCUGCUCCUGGGGCACCAAAAUUGGCAAAAAAGGUAGAGAAACUUCUCAAUGAAUCCGGGUUCAAAUCCGUGUACAUUGACAAAAAACGCGGUCUUGGUCAUGCAACCUGGGUACCUCUCUUGCUGAUGUAUCCUGAAGCUGACAUCCCUGUAUGUGAGCUCUCAAUUCAACCACACUUUGAUGGAAUGCACCACUACAACUUAGGACGAGCAUUAGCUCCUCUCAAAGACGACGGUGUACUCAUCAUUGGUUCCGGUAGUGCAACACAUCCUUCAUGGGAUACCACUCACGAUGGUGAUGGAGUUGCUCCAUGGGCUGCAGAGUUUGAUUCUUGGCUUGAUACUGCUCUAAUUAGUGGAAGGUAUGAAGAAGUGAAUGAAUGUGAGACGAAAGCACCAAACUGGAAACUAGCACAUCCAAUGCCGGAUCACUUUUAUCCAUUGCACGUCGCCAUUGGUGCUGCUGGAGAAGAUUGUAAGGCAGAGCUUGUACAUAGCAGUUGGUACUCUGGUGUCUUGACUAAUGGUGUCUUGUCUAGUGGUACCUUGAAACAUGGCUCCUACAAAUUCACUUCCAGCUAAAUGUAUGACAUGUAAUUAUAACAUCGUUUUAAUUUGCUGUUGUUUUCUUCAAUAUAUGUAAUGAAUAAAUUGCUUAUCAUUGCAUGCUACAAUAUAUUGAACUGUUAGCAAUACAUCUCACUUGUUUGAGACAAAAUUAAACUUAAUCUUAAUUGUUAGGUACUCGGGUUUAA